Messenger RNA from Dracunculus medinensis (Guinea worm), 2082 nucleotides. The record is from the annotation of a GenBank genome assembly. Lineage: Eukaryota; Metazoa; Nematoda; Chromadorea; Rhabditida; Dracunculidae.
AAAAAGAACUACAUCAUCAGCAAAUGUUCAACAUUAUUCGGUAAUAAAUUUUGGGAUUGUCGUUUAGUUUGCUCAGUUGAAUAUGGCAGCAAACCAGAAAAAUUUGAAUCGAGAUUAUUUGCUGUUUCGAAAUUUCGAAUUUUUAUUUUACAUGGAAAAACACCAAUUUCAUUAAAAAUUGAUCGAUUUAUUCAUAUAUUAUCAAUUCGUGCUAUACAUUUGAUAAACGACAAUGAGGUUUUUGUUAUCAAAAGUUUGAUAAACUCAGUUGGCAAAAGGCGAAUAUUUAUUCGUUCAGAAAUUCCAUCUCACGAUUUUGUUUGUCACAUUUUAAGUGCCAUUAAACAUUAUUUUCCGGACUUUUCUCAUGUCCUAAGGAAUCAAAUUGAAAUUUUUCCUGCAGAAUUAUACGAUGAAUUCAAUGCAUUGCCUUGUAGUCUCCCAUUGUUAGCUUGUCAUAAUUUUCGAAGAUCUUAUGCUGCACUCUGUGAUUAUUAUGAUCAACCGUUUCGUGAUGAAGUUGUUUGGGACAUGGAAAAGAUUUAUGAGUCUCAUCAUUUGCGAAUUCUUCGACUUGAUGAUUUUACCCACUUAAUGCCGAGGGAUUUGGUUCCAAUUUUGAGUGUUUGUCAAUAUUCUUCAUACUUUACAAAUUUAUUUGUAGAUGGAAUAAAAUUAUCAACAGAACUGGUUGAUAUCAUUAUUGGAAUUGUGAGAAAUUCGCAAUCUCUUGCAUCAUUAACGCUAAAGAAUUGUUCAUUACCUCGGGAUUUUAUCGCGUUAUUUGCGAAUGCUUUACAAUUCAAUGCAAAUAUUCCGCUUGUACAUAUCGACUUUUCUAAAAAUUUUUUGGAUGACAAAAAAGGUUUUCUGGCAUUAUCAUCGGUCUUGCCAAAGAUCAAAACGCUUAAAUCAAUAACAUUAUCGGAAUGUAUGUUAACUGAAAAAAGUACCCAUUUACUUGCUUCUGGUCUUUGCCAAGGAUUAAAGCAUAAAUCCGCCAUGGAAAAUUUAGUGCUUUGCUCUUUGAAUCUUUCUGGAAAUCCGCUGAAGGAUGAGCCAAGUGAUCUAUUAAAUCUGUUGUGCUUAUGUACAAGUCUUCGUUCUUUGGAUCUCUCUGAUACAGGCUUCAAUAUUAAUAAAUUAUGGUCUUUGCUUGUGUUUGGUGGUCUUCAAAUUGAAGUUCUGAAAUUGGGUGGUUGCCAGGCAAGUCGUCGUUUAAAGGAAAGUGCGCAGCAAGUUAAGGAAUACUUUUCAACUGUUGUGAAUUUAAAAUUAAUCGAUUUUUCGCAUACACCUUUACAUCCUGAUCUACUCAAGGGUUUAUUACUUGGUUUGUCCAGUAAUCAACAGCUGAAACCAUUUACUUUGAUUUUAGAUGGCGCUUGUGAUAACUGUUCUGCAAUUUUGGAAACAUAUCUUGGUGGUGUCGAUGCCUGUUCAUUGUCGCUUCGUGAAAAUUGUUUAGAAAUGGAUAUUCAGCCUAUAUUAUCAGUUGCAUCCACCAUGGCUCAUUUAACGAAAUUGGAUCUUAGUGGUGCGAAUUUCGCUAUUUUAAGACGAAGCACAAAGCAUGUGAAUACUUUAACGAAUAUUCUUUUGGAGAUCGUUAAAUUAAUUGGAGAAGAUGACAGCAAAUUGGAUGAAUUAAUUUUAUCGGAUUGUCGACUAGGUUCUCAUUUAAGUGUCUUACUGAAUACUCUUGGUGUUGCUUCUUCGUUGAAAUUGCUGGAUAUUACCGGCAAUGAAAUGGGUAAUUUUGGAGCAAGAUUACUUGCAAAAGCUCUUCAAAUUAACGUUUCUCUGAAAACGAUUAUAAUCGAUAGAAAUCAGAUUACUGGAGAUGGCUUUGCAGAUAUCGCUCAUGCACUUAAGUUGAAUACAACACUAACAUCAUUACAUUAUCCUCUAGUGGAUGUUGCCGAGUCUUUUAAUCGAGCAGAUCGUCAAAAAACACUAUCUGCCAUUGCAGAAGUAAUUUUUUUUUUACAUAUUUACCCAAUAUUCCAAUAUUCGGUAGUAGAAUGGCUUUGGGUUGUUGCUCAAUUCCGAGCGCCGAUACUAAGGUUCUAUUCCCCAUAG